Molecule: messenger RNA, 2000 nt
Organism: Polychytrium aggregatum
Lineage: Eukaryota; Fungi; Chytridiomycota; Chytridiomycetes; Polychytriales
Exons: 4
Coding region: 150-1904 (584 amino acids)
Molecular function (GO): protein binding
Source: RefSeq, a predicted model, not a curated record
UCUUGGCUGUCGCUGUCUCGCUACCGUUCGGCUGCCAAUCCCCCUUGGAUUUUCCCUGCCCCCUUGGUUACCUUCGGUGACUAUCCCGGCUAAGCUCGCCGAAAGCCGAACACCUCGAUACCAGACCUCAACUCGCGCCUGCCCAAAGCAUGAAUCAACCGUCUUCAUGCCUGCACAUCUCGUCUCUGCCUUUGAUCUCUAAUCCUGGCUCGAUGCUUGUCGUGCUGGCACUUUUGUCGAGUUGGUCCGUCACAACCAGCGCCGCCAGCUUUUCGACUUGGCGAUCGUGCACCUCGUUUUACCCAUCAGCUCAAUCCAUCGAUCACACCAACAUGGACUUUGCGAACGUCGGGGAUUGCAUCAACUCCUGUUCGGGACUCAGUCAGUAUGUCGCCGUGGCGGCUCCACCAAUGUGCUCGGACUGGUAUCUUUUUUGCUACUGUAUCGGCCCAUCGGAGGCCCAGAGCCUCUCCUCAAGCAAUACCUGCAACGCCAUCUGCCGAGGCAACCUGGUGUGUGGGUCCUGCUAUGACUCCACCGCCUUCACAAUCUACCAGAUUCAAAGCCAGCCACUACCAACCACCACCACAACAACAAUAGCCACAACCACAACCACCAGUAAACCCGCGGACACCUCUGCCGCAUCUUCCCUGCCAGCUUCGUCGCAGAUCCCGGCCGCAUCUUCCUCUAUGACAGCAUCUGCUCUGACCAACACUGCCACAAUGCCAUCGGAUAGCUCUCUGUCCUCUCCUACCGCCACCUCAUCUGCUGAUAAUUCUACCGGUGCAAUUUCGCAUCCUCAAACUCCGACUAUGAUCCCCAUUGCUACUCCGAUGCCGCCCUCAGUCUCCAGCCUCUCUGGCUCGCCAUCGGACCCAAGUGGCGGAAAUUCGGGAACAAGUCUCAAUCCAGCUGUCAGUCUCACAAUCAUCCUCGUUGCAUCCCUCUCAGCCAUCAUAUGCAUCGGAAUUGUCGGCCUAAUCUUCUAUAGAAAUCGAGCAAGGUCAAUAUCCCGAAAGACAACCUCACCCACCCCGCCCCCUCGGGGCGAUGCACCUUCUCCUGGUCCCGGCCGCACCCCUCUAUCGACAUCUGCUCCAGUUGUUCUCGACAUUGAGUCGGCAAAUUCCACCACCCGCCUGCCAACCUGGGUGCCAGCCGAGACGCCGUCCCCAUCGGCAACGUCGGCGCCUUCGUUUGGAGGACAUCCAGAGUCGUCACUUUCAAGCAACGGAGAAACGUCAGUACCAGCCGCUCAGCCGCUUUGCUCAGCACUGUCGGCCGCCUCUCCCACCGCGCCCACGACUGAGAGUCAGCUCCGGCAUGACCAACUCCGUGGCGAUCUCAGCGUAGUUAUGAGCGCAAUCGUACAAGAUGGCCAUCUCGCCCCACCGACAUAUGAAAGCUUGGAUCAGCUCCCUGUCCCAACCCAGUAUUAUGUUGCUAUCAUGGACUUCCACCCAACUCGGCCAGACGAAAUCGAGUUGCGUGUCGCUGACAUUGUUUGCCUCGGGCAAUGUUUCGCGGAUGGAUGGGCGGUUGGCACAAGCCGUCGCACUGGCAAAACAGGGGUUCUUCCGCUUCAAUCAUUGGUCGUAGUUUCGGAUGAGAAGUUGUCCGUUAUUGCCGGGCUUCAAAGCGGCGCUAUGCAUCCAACACAGACAAGCAAUGAAGCCGCACGAAGGCCCACCGUUUCUCCAACUCUGUCCUUGAAUCGUGGUAAUCUGACACAGCAUCGGGGAUCAACAAUUGCCUAUACACCCGAGGAGCUUCUGAGUCGAGGCGUGAUCAAUUUUGAACAAUGCAUAUUACUGAAGGAGCUUCAAAACAAGGAAAAGGCGCUGGAGCUGCAACGACGAGAGCUGGAACUAGUCCAAAAUGAAACAGCAUACCCUGGAGUUUAACGUCGAUCGUCCACCCCACUCCACCCACCCCGCCCCUCCCCACUUUUACUUGCUUCAUAUUUCUGUUUCCUGAAUACAGACUUAUUGCUAUGCGGU